Purpureocillium takamizusanense is the source of this 677-nucleotide messenger RNA. RefSeq names its product Pyroglutamyl-peptidase I. The coding region runs from base 207 to 377 and encodes 56 amino acids. Lineage: Eukaryota; Fungi; Ascomycota; Sordariomycetes; Hypocreales; Ophiocordycipitaceae. The transcript has 2 exons. The record is from RefSeq and is a predicted model, not a curated record.
ACUCAUCCAAGGAGUAUCCCGCCAUCCCGCGUUUAUAUACCCCACAAAGACACAACAAAAGCUGCAACACUUUAGGCCAAUAUCUACCCAAAGGUUGACGCAACAUCUCAUUCUAAAGCCAACCCGCCGCCACGCGCCGCAUCUACGCAAUAGCCACUGGACUUCAAGCAAGGCAUCUGACGACUACCACUACGUAAACGCUCACCAUGUGCCGGAAAGCCACCUGCACCACUUGCAACAAGGCCACCUGGUGGGGCUGCGGCAGCCACAUCGCGAGCGUCAUGGAUGCCAUCCCCGUCGCCGACCGCUGCGUCUGCGAGCCCAAGGUCGAGCGCGAGGGCAAGCAGUAUCCGCCCAUGGCCAAGCAGCCGGCGUGACUCAUAGGGCGGGUGGCUGCGCUGGUGCUCUGGGCGAGGGGGAAAAGGGCGGCCUGGUCGGCUGAAGGGGUUGUGGAGGAGGACUUGUGAAAUGGGGGAGCCGCGGAUGAUGAGUAACGAGUGACGAUGUGUGAUGAAGAUGGCGUGAAGGGGUAUGCGUCGCAGAACGGGGUCGAAGGGCCCGGGAUGGUGUUUGUGGUGUUGACAGGUUGGCAUGUAGACUACCAACUCGUGGUCUCUUUACAUCGGUUGUGAUAAACUACCGUACUGCAUUUUACUUGCGCCAUGCUAUAUUGUGCG